AUGGCGGCGGCGGGGGAAGGCUGCUGGCGGCGGUGUGGGGAGCCCGGUGGUGAGAGUCUCUUCGUGUACGAUUGUGUCAGCGCGGAGAAGAAGACCUUGGGAGAUAAAGGGCAGGAUGGAAAAGCAACAGAUAAAGGAACUGAUGACAUCCUGGCUUUUGCCUUCUCCCCAUCAGGGGAUUAUUUUGCCUUGACAGAUGACAACAAACGUCUGAUCCUGUUCCGGACAAAGCCUUCCUGGGAAUGUGUUAGUGUCAGGUUUGUGAACAGGAGAUGCACAGCCCUGGUUAUUACAGCUGCAGAGGAUAAGAUUUUCGUUGCAGACAAGUCUGGUGAUGUCUAUUCUUACUCAAUAACAGAACCUCAGGCAGAUGGAAAACUUGAGCUGGGUCAUGUGUCUCUGCUGUUGGAUGUGGCUCUGAGUCCUGAUGACCAGUACAUCCUCUCUGCAGACAGAGAUGAGAAGAUCAGAGUCAGCUUGACAAAGGCUCCUUACAGUAUUGUAUCCUACUGUAUGGGACACAGAGAGUUUGUAAGCAAAAUAUUUGUAAUACCCAACUGUCCUGAUCUGCUGUUGUCAGCCUCUGGGGACUCGACUCUGAGACUCUGGGAAUAUAAAAGUGGAGAAGAAGUGCACUGCUGUCAGCUAAGCAGCAUCUGUGGGCCCGAGGCAGCCAAAACUGACCAGAAAUACACCGUGUCAAGAAUAACCUACUGCUGUCAAGGUGGUUAUGUUGCCAUUCUAUGUGACAGUAUUCCCACAGUCUACAUCUUUCAGCUCGAUGCCACUGCCCAGCAGCUCGUUUACAAGCAGCAAAUCCCUUUGCAGCAUAAAGGUUGGGACAUUGCAUUUGGGGAAACGGGAGAUCUGUGGAUUUUGCAGGAAGACAAGGAAGCUCCUCUUCAGUUGUACAGAGCAUGUGAUGGACAGUGGAAGGCUGUAACUGAUGACAAAGGAUUGCAGAAGAUGUCAAAAUAUAUUCAAGACAACUGGACGGUGUUUGAAGGUUUUGUUGGUGCAGGAAGCUACUACAGACACCUCUACAAGGCUUCAUUUGAUAACAUGGAUGAAUAUCUACAGAGGAAGGAGGAAAGGUUACAGCAACAGAAAAAGAAAAGGCAGAAUCUACAAUGUGGUUCCAAUGGACAGACAAAAAAAAAGAUGAAGGCUGAAGAGUCAUCACUAUGACUGUUGUUAACUUGUACCUUUUGCCUUGAUGAAAGGUGGUGAUCCAACUGCAGACUGUUUUUAUAUGUAAAAUGUAUUCUGGAAGAAGACUGGUUUAAACUUUUAUUCAGGUUUUCAGGUAGGCUGAUGUGACAACAUCCUGCUUGCAGCACAUAAUGCAUUUACAAUAUGCCUAAGCUUUAGCAGCACACAGUGUUAGUGGUUCAGUCCUGGGUAUCUCUGAUGCAUGAUAUAUGAAUAUUGGAGAGGGUAUUUUCCUUAAAACAGGAUCUUCUUUUUGCCUACUGUGUUCAGGCUUUCUUCUUCAGGUGGAAACACACCUGAUGUGAUUUUCUUUUGGUUUGGUUUCGGGUUUUUUUAAACUUUCUAAAAGUUUUGUUAGUUAAUGUAUCUAACUUAGUGUACCUGGCUAUGGGAAAGGGAAUGUAGCAAAAUUCUUGCUGUAUAUGAGAAGUUUUAGCUGAGAAUUUCCCUUUGUCUUCCCUUCAGUCUAUAUGGUUGGGAUUCUGCCUAGUUUCUAAUCCAUUGCUUCUUACUUGUGGAAUAUUUCUAUAGGAAGAAGUGCAAAAGUUGAUUUUAUAUCUACAAAGUAAAAGUAAAAUGUGUCAGUCAACUUUUGUGUUAUUGGAAGACCCUUCUAUUGCAAUAUGAUCCUGCUGUGUCUGUGAAAAUCAUUUGAGAGGUCUGUGAGCAAAACCUGGAGUGCAUCCUGCUUUCUUCAGCAAGAACUCUUCCAUGUUGCAAUUAGCCAAGAAAUACAUCUUUUUGAAAAGUUAUCAGCCAGAGGCUUAGGGGAUCACUUGUUGCUUCAUCAUGGGGCAGAAGAUGUGUUCAUCUACCAGAUGGUAUCAUGUCCUGUAUGGAAUAAAAUGUACUUUACAAAACCAGGUGUAGAAAUCUGUACAAUCCAUUAAAAGCAUUCAGAAUGAACCUAUGAACCAUGAA
Molecule: messenger RNA, 2133 nt
Organism: Manacus vitellinus (golden-collared manakin)
Lineage: Eukaryota; Metazoa; Chordata; Aves; Passeriformes; Pipridae
Gene: WDR4
Product: WD repeat domain 4
Exons: 12
Coding region: 1-1188 (395 amino acids)
Biological process (GO): RNA (guanine-N7)-methylation
Cellular component (GO): nucleus; cytosol; tRNA methyltransferase complex
Molecular function (GO): protein binding; tRNA (guanine(46)-N7)-methyltransferase activity
Source: RefSeq, a predicted model, not a curated record